AUGGUUAUAAAAUUUGUUAAUUUAUCUAUUAUUCUAAAUUCAUGCCGAUCAAUAUUACAAAAUAUAUUAAAAAAAAGAUGUAACUUGGAGUGGCCAUCCAAUGAUAAAAAAGGUGUUUUUAUUUCAGUUAAAUAUGAAAACUAUAAAAGUUUAACAUCUAGCGAACAAUCCAAUCUUACCGCCAUGAAAUUUGAUCGGUUAAAUUUGGAUUUGGUUGCUGAUAUACUUUUAUCAAUUGACCUUAAAACUUUGGAUAAAUCAAUAAUAGUUAAAGAGAAUUUAUCAAUUAAAACAAUUAAAAUUAUAAACAGUAAAAUUAAUUCACUUAAAGAAUUGGGAAACUAUCAAUUAACAGAUAAUGAAUUUAAACUAUUUCAAAAUAAAAUUAAAGACUCCAUUAUUCAACUAGAUCCAUCUUAUCCAAUAAAUGAGAUUUUAGAAUUAGUACCAAAAGAAAUUAAAAUUAAUAAAGAAGAUAGAAUUAAAGUAAAGGAAAUUAAAGAAAAGGGUAAAGAUUUUAUGAAUGAAAUUAAUGAUAGCCAACAUUCAGAUUAUAUCAAAUCAGAAUUAUAUUGUGAACAGGCAUUAGCAAAUAUUGAAUUAUAUAAAAAAAAUUUAUGGCAGCACAUUGAAGCACUUUUUACAAAAGAUAAUGUUGAGCCUAUAUACAGUGCAAGGAAUAAUGCUCUUCAAUCAUGUAUUCAAUGUCCAUACAACUACCGUUCAUAUCAUAUUUUAGGUAUAACAAUGCAAAUGACAGGUCACUAUCCAAAUGCCAUUAACUGCUACAACCAUGCAUUAGAACUCUUAUCAAAAAGCGAUCAAUCUUUAGCACCAACCAAUCAAAUAGAAAUAAUUAAUAAAGAUAAAGAUAUCUCUGUCAAAAGAGAGUCUGAAAGAGUGUAUCUUUCAGAUGGUAGCAGAAAUUUUGAUGCAGAAAUUAAAAGAUUUAUUCAAAACAAUAAAUUCAAUCAAUAUAAUCAUGAAAAAUUACCUCAAAACAAUUUUUCAAAAAGCCAAAUCGCAUCAAUGGUAAUGCAAAGUUCGAAAAGUCCUGCCUAUUGGGAGAGUCGUGGACUUGACAUCAAAGGUAUGGAUUAUUUAUCAACUGAUGACUAUAAAAAUGCAUUUAAAUAUCUUAGCAACUCUGCUCGUUAUUUCCCAAACUCGUAUAUUGGUCUUUCAAUUAUAUAUCAAUUUGGUUUGGGUGUUAAAGAGGAUCAAGAUAUGUCAUUCUCAUUACUCUACGAAGCAUCUCUUCAUGACCCAUUUUUAAAUAUAGGUAACGAUCCAAAUGCAUUAAUGAAUCAAAACACUGGGGUAGCUUCUGCAAUCGUUAGAAUCGCCUCCCGUUUAUAUAACGGUCAAAGAUGUGAUAUAGAUUUACCCAAAGCUCUAUAUUUCUAUAAGAAAUCUGCUGAAAUUAAUGAUUCAGAAGGCUUAGAAAUCUAUGGUGAUAUGUUAUUAAAUGGUGACAGAUUUAUUAAAGAUAUUCAAAAAGAUGAAAAAAAAGCAAUUCAAUAUUUAAAGAAAGCAGAAUCAUUUGGUAUGCAAAAAGCAAGAUCAAUAUUAAGAAUGUAUAAAGAAGCUAAAGAAAAACCCACAAAGAGCAAAAUCACCUCCAUCAAUAAUAAUGGGAAAGAAGAAAAUGAUGAUGAAAAUAAUAAAUCAGAAAAAGAAAUUGCCAUAUUAGAACUUAUUCAAAAAAUAAACUCUACAGGUAUAGACAUAGAGGAUUUAUUAAACAAUUUUGAUGACGAUGAUUUUAAUGAAGACUACUACGGCGAAGACUAUUAUGAAGAUGACUAUUAUGAAGAUGACUAUUAUGAAGAUGACUAUUACGAUGACGAUGACAACAAUCAUAGUUUUGAUUGA
Dictyostelium purpureum is the source of this 1875-nucleotide messenger RNA. RefSeq lists its product as uncharacterized. The transcript has 2 exons. Gene Ontology annotation, molecular function: protein binding. Lineage: Eukaryota; Evosea; Eumycetozoa; Dictyosteliales; Dictyosteliaceae. The record is from RefSeq and is a predicted model, not a curated record. The coding region runs from base 1 to 1875 and encodes 624 amino acids.